Trichechus manatus latirostris (Florida manatee) is the source of this 1560-nucleotide messenger RNA. RefSeq names its product perilipin 1 (gene PLIN1). Gene Ontology annotation, biological process: lipid metabolic process. Gene Ontology annotation, cellular component: lipid droplet. Bases 1 to 1560 code for a protein of 519 amino acids. The transcript has 8 exons. Lineage: Eukaryota; Metazoa; Chordata; Mammalia; Sirenia; Trichechidae. The record is from RefSeq and is a predicted model, not a curated record.
AUGGCAGUCAACAAGAGUCCAACCAUGCUGGAUGAAGACCUCCCUGAGCAGGAGAAUGUGAUACAGAGGGUCCUGCAGCUGCCAGUGGUGAGUGGCACCUGUGAAUGUUUCCAGAAGACCUACACCAGCACCAAGGAAGCCCACCCCCUGGUGGCCUCGGUAUGCAAUGCCUACGAGAAGGGCAUGCAGGGCGCCAGCAACUUGGCUGCCUGGAGCAUGGAGCCCGUGGUCCGCAGGCUGUCCACCCAGUUCAUAGCUGCCAAUGAGCUGGCCUGCCGAGGCCUGGACCACCUGGAGGAAAAGAUCCCGGCCCUCCAGUACCCUCCUGAAAAGAUUGCCUCUGAGCUGAAGGACACCAUCUCCACCCGCCUUCGCAGUGCCAGGAACAGCAUCAGUGUGCCCAUCGCAAACACUUCAGACAAGGUCCUGGGAGCCGCUCUGGCUGGCUGUGAGCUUGCCUUGGGAGUGGCCAAAGACACAGCCGAAUUUGCUGCCAACACUCGAGCUGGCCGGCUGGCCUCUGGAGGGGCUGACCUGGCCCUGAGCGGCAUUGAAAAGAUGGUAGAGUUCCUCCUCCCUUCAGCCAAGGAAGAGUCAGGCCACGAUCCUGGAUGCCAGCAGGCCCAGAAGAAGCCUCCUAAGGGCAAGCCGAGCCUCUUGAGCAGGGUUGGGGCACUGGCCAACACGCUUUCUCGGCACACUUUCCAGACCACAGCCUGGGCGCUGAAGCAGGGCCACGAUGUGGCCAUGUGGAUCCCAGGUGUAGCCCCCCUGAGCAGCCUGGCCCAGUGGGGGGCAUCAGCGGCCAUGCAGGUGGUGUCCCGGCAGCAGGGUGGGAUGCAGGUGCCCUGGCUGCACACCGUCACUGCCACCCAGGAGGAGGCCCACGAUGACCAGACGGACACAGAGAGGGAGGAGACACAGGAGGAGGAAGAGGAGGAGGAGGAGACCGAAGAGAAGCUCAGUGAGGUGGCAGCCCUACCCAGCCCAAAAGGCCUCCUGGGCAGUGUGGCACACACUAUGCAGAUGGCCCUCCAAAGCUCCAUCUCGGCUGUGACCUGGGCACCUGCCACUGUGCUGGGCAUGGCAGGGAGGCUGCUGCACCUCACGCCCACCCAUGCUGUCUCCUCGACCAAGGGGAGGGCCAUGUCCCUGUCGGAUGCCCUGAAGGGCGUUACUGACAACGUGGUGGACACGGUGGUGCACUACGUGCCGCUCCCUAGGCUGUCGCUGAUGGAGCCAGAGAGCGAAUUCCGGGACAUCGACAACCCACCGGCUGAAGCCGAGCGCCGGGGCUCCGGGGCCCCGGCCACUGGCCCAGAGCCCUCGCCGCGCCCAGCUCAGCACCAAAGCAGCCUGCGCAACACGCGUGGCGUGGGCUCGCCCGCCGGCCCGAGUCUGGACGACAAGCUCGUGACGCCCGCUGGGCCAAGCCCGGGCUUCCAGGCCGUACCCCGCGAGAAGCCCGUGCGCAGGGUCAGCGACAGCUUCUUCCGGCCCAGUGUCAUGGAGCCCAUGCUGGGCCGUGCGCAGUACAGCCAGCUGCGCAAGAAGAGCUGA